AUGGUCGAGAUACAGGGUCCCUUGCCGCCAGCGCCUCCUAAACCUUCGUUUGCUAAUCGGAUCAAAAUCAAACUCGAAUAUAAUGACUUGAAAUCUCAGUUCUAUCAGGUCACUAAUCUUAAAGAAUCCCUCUUCCACGAUCUUUCGGAAAAACAGGCCAAAGAAUUCAAUUUGAUCUUGGAUCAAAUCGAAUUGAUCCGAUCCCGGAUGCCGAUAAGUGACCAGCCACAAGGGCGAGCGGAAGGCGGCGACGAUUGGGAGCUUCGACGGGUGCGGAAAUACCAGGAGAACCCGGGCGGGGGGUUCAUGUACGAGUCGGAUGAGGAUCUGAUCCGGGGGCGAAGCUCGGCCUCUCUGCAUCCGCUACAUCAAUGUCUCCUACAUAACCCCCCUUUUUUCAUCAACACAAGACUCGAAGAAAACAAAAGCACUUACGAUACUCUUCUUUUAUGA
Messenger RNA from Puccinia graminis f. sp. tritici CRL 75-36-700-3, 453 nucleotides. RefSeq lists its product as uncharacterized. NCBI's taxonomy places the organism in Eukaryota, Fungi, Basidiomycota, Pucciniomycetes, Pucciniales, Pucciniaceae. The transcript is spliced from 4 exons. The record is from RefSeq and is a predicted model, not a curated record. The coding region runs from base 1 to 453 and encodes 150 amino acids.